UUCUAAACAACUAACGUCUGUGGUUUUUUGUACUCUACUCUUGUUUGCUUUUUUUUUCUUUCUCUCUUUUUUGUUUAAAGGUGAAACUUGAUGCAGUGCGCUCGGAUGUUGCAUGCCAUUCUCAGGAAAUGUAACACCUUUAACACCUUUUGUUUUGCCUCGUGGAGCGGUAUGACCUCAGAGGGCCAAGCAGAAACAGACCAGGCAAACACACAGGUGAGGGCAAUCGAAAGCCCUGUAGUGCCACCUCUGUUGCUGCCGCACUACGCUGAUCCUGGACCAGCCUCCUCAGAUCUUCACGGCAUAAGCCACUGUCUCCGCAGCAACGUAUUUCCAGGUGCUUCUUUCAUAUGGAAAUCCCUCACCCAUGACUCAUUCAUCAGACACCCUCUUAACACCUGCUCCACUGACCCCCGUGUCUGGCAUGGACACAAGACAAAUGACAUGGUCCAGUGGACAGAGAGAAACAUCAUGUACCAGAAGCUUGGCAAGAUGCUGACGAAAAUGGAAAAACGGUGCACCACAAAAUGAGGUCCUGCUUCCGACCACAACACACACACAGCUGCUGGGUUCUUCACACUUCUGUUGACUUUGGAGAUGCGAGAAACAAAGGUGUGAAACCUGCUUAAAUGAUAACGGUGAGGAAGAAUUCAUUGUGCCGCCACGUUUGGGCAGUGAAAACACUCUCUGUGUCUCUGGUAUGCAAGGACACGGAUGCGACUGAUGCUACUGUAGAUGAUGUUUGUUGACGUUCUGAAAUAUUGCUUCUCUCAACAAAGGCGGAGAUUGCGUGCUUUUAUUCUGACUCAAACCAAAAGCAAAGAAGUGGCAGCAGCGGAAGGGUUUCAUUUGUCACGCUGUGUGAUGAGUAAAGGCCGCGUGUAAAGAAUGGAGGUGGUUUCUACAGAAACCACUGAAACUUACUGUUUAUCACAACCUGCUGCCUCUGCUGCUGUCAGGUCAGACCCACAUCAUGAUCUGCUCUGCUCUGCCCUUUACUACACUGAAAAAGAGAAGAGGUGGACGAGACUGCUUUAAGUUUCAUGCAAAUCCCCGUGAAGGUGUUCAGUCGGCAAACACGCAACACUUUACUUUCAUCAUUCAGUCGUGCAGAUGACACUCAGUGUAAGGCUUUGUUGUGAAUCCGUUUUACUCCAUAUAAACUCCUACUGUAUUUAGCUAAAGAUCUUAACCCUGCACUCUAACUGGCUAAGUGAACGUGUUAAAGGAGUGACAUCAGCCCUGAGCUCAGAGCUGUGUUGUACCCACAUGUGCCACCUCAGAGCUGCUGGCGUGGCUGCCGAUGCUCAAGUUUUGUUUCCUAUGACACUACAUGGAACCUGCAGUGGUAUGUGAAUCUUACUGCAGAAGGUUAAUAUGCAACACUACUGGGCUGAGUCAAAUCUUGUCCCUACUUGCUGGAGUUAAAAACGUCAGAGUGCAGAUUUGGUGCCAGCUUUCUGUACUCUUUAACGAUCAUGUUCCAGAGUUGAGAAAUGUUUUCCUUACAGAGCUACAGGUUGUUGUUUUGUUGUUUUUUUUAAUGAAAGCAACCUCUCCUUUGUUAUUGUUUGCGUCUCUACACCCCUGCCCCCACCCCUGUCGUUUUGGUCUACUGAUGGAGCGUCUCAUCUCUCUGGUCUUGGCAGUUUCCCGCCUCAGACAUGGCGGACUUUGACCUUUUCAACAAGUGUACGCACUCUCUUUCCUGCCACAUCCCCUCUGCGUGCACUCUGGUUGAUGCUGACACCGUACUAAACAGCAGGAACUAGUAGUGUGUGAGUACUGGGUGGGGUGGUGGGGGUUGGGGGUUUGCAUCCUCCAGUCUACUUGCAGGCCUGAACCCACUCAGCCAAACCAGGCAUCUGCCGACUGCAGAUUUCAAGCGUAUUGUGUUGCAACCGUGUGCAUAUAUGCCUGAACGCUCUGUGGUCUGCUGUCACUCCAUGGCCUUUCAUUGACCUUUAAGACUGAGAUGAACACUUUAAGAUUAUAGAGCAUUGGUAAAAUCCACACUGAUAUAAUCAAUGUUGUUGACUGUGGCACACUUAUUGCACUACGACAAAGGAAAAUGUGAACAUUUCACAACCUGGCUGUUGACGUUCCAUCUGCAACAUGACUCUGUAGUUUCACUGGCAUUUCUAUGCAAGGGAUGUUGUAAAAUAUACAGUAGCACGAUGAACAAAGCACUAUAGACAUUGUGUAUGUAAGUAUGUGGGGAUUAAGAGUAACGAGUUGUCAGAACCUUUAUAUUUAGUUGGUGUGCUUGCUGUUUUUUUUUACUUUGGGACCUUUUCUGGCAUUAAUGCUGGCCUUU
This is a messenger RNA of Solea senegalensis (Senegalese sole), 2317 nucleotides long. RefSeq lists its product as uncharacterized. Bases 91 to 531 code for a protein of 146 amino acids. NCBI's taxonomy places the organism in Eukaryota, Metazoa, Chordata, Actinopteri, Pleuronectiformes, Soleidae. The record is from RefSeq and is a predicted model, not a curated record. The transcript is spliced from 4 exons.